Messenger RNA from Beta vulgaris subsp. vulgaris (sugar beet), 1155 nucleotides. RefSeq lists its product as uncharacterized. The transcript has a single exon. Bases 1 to 1155 code for a protein of 384 amino acids. Gene Ontology annotation, molecular function: nucleic acid binding; RNA-DNA hybrid ribonuclease activity. NCBI's taxonomy places the organism in Eukaryota, Viridiplantae, Streptophyta, Magnoliopsida, Caryophyllales, Amaranthaceae. The record is from RefSeq and is a predicted model, not a curated record.
AUGGAGCGGAAAAUCCCCCUUAUUGAGGCCUAUUUUAGUGAGCGAGAUGUUCGUUGCAUUCUAAGUACUCCCCUUAGCUCCCUCCCUUUAAAAGAUGAAUGGACUUGGGCAUUCACAAAGGAUGCAUCUUACUCGGUGAAAACGACUUACAUGCUUGGGAAAGGUGGCAAUCUUGACAACUUCCACCAAGCUUGGGUUGAUAUUUGGAGCAUGGAGGUAAGUCCAAAAGUUAGACACUUUCUUUGGCGUUUAUGUACUAACACCCUCCCGGUUCGCGAAUUACUCAAAUAUCGUCACUUAAGUGAUGAUGAUCUGUGUCCACGUGGCUGUGGUGAGAUUGAGUCACAAUCGCACGCUAUUUUUGGCUGCCCUCUCUUACGUGAUUUUUGGUGUGAAAGUGGCUGUGAAAGCUUUCGAAGUUUAGCUGUGGCUGGUCCAAUGAGUGAGGCCCUCGUGAAUAUGCAUGAACUGGAUAUGGGAGUUCGAAUUAAGGGGGCAUUUCUUUCUUGGGUGCUGUGGAGUGACCGGAACCUUCUUGUUUUCCAAAACAAAGUCACUCCCCCAGUAAUCCUCCUUGAGCGUGUGAACCGGCUAGUGGAAGAAAAUGGUGCUUACACUAAAAAGAUUUACCCUCUUUGGGCCCCUCUCGCUAAUGCUAGCCCACGUAUAUGGUUAGCUCCUCCACCUGGGAUCAUAAAGCUUAACGUGGAUGCUUCUCUAAUAGUUGAAGGAUGGGUUGGUUUGAGUGCUGUUGCGCGUGACUCGGGCGGGAGUGUACUCUUUUCAGCUAUUCGCAGAGUGCGCUCUUAUUGGUCAGCGGAAAUUGCAGAAGCAAAGGCCAUUGAGAUGGCUAUUCGAUUGGGGAAACGUUAUGCUCUGCAGGCGGUUAUUGUGGAAUCCGAUUGUCAAGUGGUUAUAAAUCGCCUCUCCAAAAAUGCUAUCUAUCUUGCUGAUCUGGAUAUUAUCCUUUAUAACAUUCUUUCUUCUUGUGUUUGUUUUACUUCCAUUAUAUGGUCUCAUGUAAAACGUGAUGGGAAUGCUGUUGCCCACCAUUUAGCUAAGCUAACUCCUUUUGGUGUUGAACAAAUUUGGGAGAACCACUAUCCCCCGGAAGUGGCUCCUUAUAUUUUGAUGGACAAUUUGUCCUUGGAUUAA